CCUCACUUGAGGACAUACAUACAGUGUACCUUAACUAAAACGAUCUUCACAGCAUCUCCCUUCAGCUUCCAAAAACCUGCCUUGUCUCAGCUGGUCAUCCGCCAAAGCAAUGAGAUCGACAUUUGUCCAUUCUACCCCUGUUCCUUCAGCUGAACCAUUUCCCUGGCUUCGCAGCCCAGCCCCGCUUCAACAAAAGUACUACACUGCACGCAAUUGAUCCGAUGACUACCUAUACAGACAGCCGGGGGCCCAUAAUAUACAAAAUAUGCAGCUUGGCGAAUGUCUUGCCUAUAAAGUCUGUUACACCGCAUACUAGGGUUUUCGGUCCGUCGGCGGGAAUUGCGAGCGAAAGGUAUGUUCGAGACCACUUGAAUCAUGCACCACCACUAACUAGUCAAUUACUGGUGGGACAUUACUUUCUCUCUCGUAACAAGAUUCGGUUUGUCGCAUGACAUUGCUGAUCCCGGCAAGCUUAUACGCAACAUGGCAUCUCAACCGUGGAAUCGAGUGCUUGCGCUUCAUUCCGAUUUGACGGACCCAACACCGGGCCUCGUGGUCUUUGUGAUCUACGGGAAGCGAUUCUACAUGAUGAAGCAUGUCCUAGGAACUGUAUAUCUCCUCGGAGUUCGAGUCCUUGUGGCUUGUGUAUAUAAUUGCGAUGGCUGGUUCAGCGCUCUUCUCCGUUAUAUCUUCCGUCUUACAUUAGCUUACUGUUUCAGGCUCUUGUAGAUGCACAUACCUGUGAUUUACCCCACAAUGAACACGGCAUUCAGCUCCUUAUAUUGUACCAAGAGUCGUUUCGCGUCUGUGGCUACUGUUCGGGGAACCAGACGGCUUGCGCCUCGACUGCGCUCCAGCCCAUCCCCACUCCGGAGUCCACUCCUCGCAAGACAUAUCUCAACCAAAUCUACGGAAGGCAUCGCAAGGGAUCGAAGCAAUAAUGGUACUCGGGUCAAAUAUGUCCUGUUCCUUUCCACCGCCGCCACGCUCAGCUGGUUCCUCUACGCUCAACAGCAAGGCGCUGUCCGGCUAGACAGCGACAAGAAAUACUCCACCCACCCGGACCCCUUAGCUCCCAAAAACGGGAUUCAAGAUGCACAGAAAAAGACACCCAAAUCCCUAGAUGAUUUGGACCUCCCAAUCGAGAAAGCAAUCCUCACUACCGCCCCCAACGUCCCCCCACCGAUCACACGCGACUACCCAGUGCUCCUAGACGUGGACCUCACAACCGUCAGCAAACUGGAGCAACUAACCAACCAAUACAAAUACGAGAAAUGGACGUUCAACAACAGCGUCCCGGGGCCGUUCAUCCGGGCGCGCGUCGGCGACGUCCUCAACCUGAGAAUAACCAACCACGACGAAUCCGGCAUGCCGCACAACAUCGACUGCCACGCCUUCGUGGGACCUGGGGGCGGCUCUGCGCUGACGACUGUCAACGAAGGCGAGACCAAGACCGCACGAUUCAAGCUCCCAAACCCCGGGCUCUACAUCUACCACUGCGCCGUGGGCCCCGUGGGCGUGCACAUCGCCAACGGCAUGUACGGGCUGCUGUACGUGCAGCCGGAGCAAGACCUGCCGGCCGUCGACAAGGAGUACUACGUGAUGCAAAGCGAGUUCUACCACGAGCCGCCCGAAGCCGACGACGACGGACAGAUGUCCUCGACGGUCGAGUUCUCGUGGCCGCAUGCGCUGCGCGAAGCCGCCGACGUGGUGGUCUUCAACGGCAGCGAGGCAGCCCUCACCGAGAAGCCGCUCAAGGCUUCGCUCGACGAUACCGUUCGCAUCUUCUUCGGCAAUGGGGGCCCGAAUUUCACCAGCUCGUUCCAUGUCAUCGGGACCUGUUUCAGUAAGGUGUAUCGCGAUUCGGAUGUGCUGAGUCCGCCGGCGCAGUGCGUGCAGACGGUCAGUGUGCCCGCGGGUGGGUCGACUAUUGUGGAUAUGAAGAUGGUCGUCCCGGGGACGUAUACCAUAGUGGAUCAUGCCAUUUUUCGUCUGGAGAAGGGCGCCAAGGGGUUUUUGAAUGUUUCGGGGGAGCCGCGGCCGUCGCUGUACUAUAGUGCGCAGCCGCCGCAGCCCUGUGAGGGUUGUAAGCUCCACCCUUGAAUUGGGAUUGCAUAAUAGCCGGCGUCCAGUAUAUAUGCAUGGUAGUG
This is a messenger RNA of Aspergillus pseudonomiae, 2150 nucleotides long. Its product is annotated as putative multicopper oxidase. The transcript has a single exon. The record is from RefSeq and is a predicted model, not a curated record. Gene Ontology annotation, molecular function: copper ion binding; nitrite reductase (NO-forming) activity. Bases 730 to 2103 code for a protein of 457 amino acids. Lineage: Eukaryota; Fungi; Ascomycota; Eurotiomycetes; Eurotiales; Aspergillaceae.